This is a messenger RNA of Durusdinium trenchii, 2918 nucleotides long. The record is from the annotation of a GenBank genome assembly. NCBI's taxonomy places the organism in Eukaryota, Dinophyceae, Suessiales, Symbiodiniaceae.
CCAAUCCCUUCCUUUGUCUCGCGUUUGGCAUGGCCCUUGAUAUUGGCACUACGCUUUGCGUAUGUCGAUGGUGCUAUGGGAGGCAUGCUGGCCUGCUGCAAGGAGGAGAAGAUGGAGAUUCGCAAGCGUGACCACUCCCAGGUCUCCAAAGCGCCCAUUGUGGAGGCUGAGCAUGGGAAGGCGCGUGCCAACCUGUCAGUCAAGGCAGGUGCUUUCUCCAUUGGGGCCUUUGCGGCAUCUAACCGUGGGAAGUUGGAGGACUUUUACGAGGUCGAGCACAAGGUCAUCGGGGAAGGGUCCUAUGGAUCAGUGCAGAAGUGCAUGUACAAGGAUACGGGGCAGUGGAGGGCGGUCAAGACCAUCAACAAGAAGUUUGUCAAAGAUCCAAAACAGUUUCAGGAGGAGAUGGCAAUCAUGAAACUCUUGGACCAUCCGAACAUCGUGCGCCUGUAUGAGACCUUCGAUGAUGAGCGGAACGUGUACCUGGUGUUGGAGCUUUGCUCUGGAGGAGAGCUCUUCGAUCGCAUCGUGGCCGAUGGGAAGUUCACCGAGCAGGUGGCAGCUUUCUGUGUGCAGCAGAUGCUGCGGGCUGUGAACUACAUGCACAUCAAUGGCAUCAUGCACCGCGACUUGAAGCCUGAGAACUGGCUCUUGGCAGAGACAGAGGCUAUCGAGAAGACCUACUUGAAGUUGAUUGACUUUGGCCUCUCCAAGCGCUUCAGUCCGGGAGACUUCGCCAAGACCAAGGCAGGAACUCCCUACUACGUGGCCCCUGAGGUGCUUUCAGGGCGUUACAACGAGCUCAGCGACGUUUGGAGCAUCGGUGUGAUCAUGUACAUUUUGCUGAGUGGCUCGCCUCCCUUCUCGGGUGCGGACACCAUGGCGGUCCUAGACUCGGUGAGACAGGCGGACCUCUCCUUCGAUCAGAAGGAGUGGUCUGCCAUUUCAAAGGAAGCGAUGGAUAUGCUGAAGGUGCUCCUAAUGAAGGACCCAAGUCAACGGGUCACUGCAGAUUCAGCUUUGAAAGAAGCUUGGCUUACAAAGCAGCAUGCGUCGCACGACUUGACGCAAGCCUCGCAGGUAGUUGUGCAGAACCUGAAAAGCUUCGCGGUGAUGAACAAACUGAAGAAGGCGGCUCUGAACGUCAUUGCCACGCAGCUGACGGACGACGCUAUCAAGGACCUCAAGGAGCUGUUUAUGGCCAUGGACGACAACAAUGAUGGCACUUUGAGUGUGGCUGAGCUCAAGGAGGGCCUCACCAAGGCUGGGGUGGCAGUGCCAGCAGAUUUGGCGGCAAUGAUGGAGAGGAUCGACACCGAUGGCAGCGGGGUCAUUGACUACUCGGAGUUCAUGGCAGCCACCUUGGACAAGCGUCAGUGGGUGGCCGAGGAUGCCUGCUGGCGCGCCUUCAAGACGUUUGACCAAGAUGGCAGUGGCCACAUCGACAAGGAGGAGACCGAUCCAGUAAGUAUAGCUAAUAGUUGGAGGCCAUCGCCGCUCGGGUGGACCAUCGCUAUUAGCUUGGAGGCCAUCGCUAUUGGGUUUGGAGGCCAUCGUCAUUUUGUUUUUUCGCUGACCUUUGAUUGUCUCAUGGGUCGAGUCGUUGGUGGAGCCCCUUGGCCGCCGUGGCGCUCAACGUCAUCGCCCCGGACACAUCGAUGGCCCCUUGGCCCGAAGGAUUGUGGUGCAAAGUCCUGAUCAGCCCAGACGACAAGCCACCCCCUCCUGGCAGGUCACCUUUCCAAGACAACAAACGCGUCAAUACGCCACCCCACUCUCCAACAAGUCUUUGCUCGUCGCUGCGCAGUUUCUCAGCGUGGCAGCUUUCACAGGAGCUGAUGAAACUGCUGGGUGGUGGCUUGUCUCAAAAAUCGGAGCCUGAAAUAAUGCAUGCUGAUUCGUCCCGAGACCGAAGAACAAGAGUUUGUUUACUCUAGUUUUUGGAUCGGAAAGAAAGUGUUGCCUUUCUGAGUGGCUUCAUGAUACCUUGCAUGUCUUCUGUCCCGGAUUUCUUUCGUCCACGCAAUGAUGCCAAUGAUGCCAUGAUACUAUAUAGCCUAUUAUUAUAUAGCUCUCCUCCGGGUGACGGGCAAUGAAGCCACACUCUUCAAUGGCAGGUCUUUGAAAGAGACAUGUCAUGCCAAAAGAUAAAGUCUUGUGGAACUGACUGAACAGGGCAAGUUCACGUCUAGAUUCUAGAUCUCGAGGGGUCAGAGUUGAAGUCUAAGUAGAUAGAAAUAGGGAGCAAUUUCAGAGACAUUUCUGAAGCGGGUUCAUGUUUCAUUUAUUUUGAGGUAGAAGGACCUACAGAUGUGUGCUGGCUUUGCAAGUUGUUUGGAGCUUCGUCUGCUCCGAAAUGGCCAGGAAACACCUUGGUGAGUGACGUAAUGCAGAUCAAGCUCCUUGCCUCGUUUUUCUGUAGCGAUUGUCGAAGUCUUCAUGCAUGUUUUGACCACUAAAGCUUUCAUAGUUUCGAAGUGAGUUUUCGGGAAAUGGAUCUACAGAUAGCUACAGUCUUGGUUGUGUGGGGGGAGGGGAGCUCUGUUUGUGGGUGCCACCGGCUCCCAGGUACACGGCCAAAGAGGUGGAUGCCAUCAUGAAGGAGGUGGACCUCAACGGUGACGGUCGAAUCGACUUCGAGGAGUUCAUGACCAUGAUGCGGAAGAUGCCCAAGGAUCGGAAAGCCAUCAUAGGGAUCGGCCUGCAACCGUCCAAGGCGGCGAAACAGGUGUAACCAAGGCGGAGGGUCCUUUUUUGCUUUUCGUUCGUUUUUGGCCAACAGGUUUGGCUAGACAGGUGGCCGAAGCGAUGCCAACAGGCGGAAGAGCCGUUUCAAGGUGUUUCACCGUGCGCCAAUGUGCGCAGACCGUUAGUGCACCCUGCCCACAUGGUGGGCUGCGAAAGAAGCCAGAGAGAAA